This is a messenger RNA of Parnassius apollo (apollo), 930 nucleotides long. Lineage: Eukaryota; Metazoa; Arthropoda; Insecta; Lepidoptera; Papilionidae. The record is from the annotation of a GenBank genome assembly.
AUGUUUUUCUUCUGCUGCAACAGCAUUCUGACAACGUCCAUCGAUGUUGGCGGUGUGAUAUCAGGGAACCGCAUGGCAGGUGUGCCUUUGGGGCGCUCUCUCGGCGAUGGGGAGUUGGAUGUGGAAGGAAUAUGCGCAGAGUCCGGCAUGACAUGUCAGAACUGCACGCACGCAGUCACCUGUAUACCCUUACCCUAUGGCUUCUUAAAGGUCCCUUUACAAGUAUGCUCCAAUGGACUAACUUGCAAUGCUCACCUUCGAGGUUGUUCCAGCCAAGCGGUACCUGAGUGUGAGCCCGUCACUCAAAAGCAUCAACACUCUUGUGAACAGGUUGGAAUAUUCCCCGAUGCAUACGACUGCAGAAAGUUCCACCUGUGUUCACCAGCUGAAGGUCUCCCGGGUGGAAGACCUGCAGACCACAGAACUGCUUUAUGCCCUCGGCAUUACGGCUACAAUCCUCUGAACGCACAAUGUUCGGUAAAACUUUCAAAUGGACAAUGUAGCGAAAAACCAGUACCCGAUUGUACAGAAGUUGGACAAACUGGCUCGCUACCUACAAGCCCUAACCAUUACUACGUUUGUCUUUUGAAACAUGGCGACUUACAUCCACAAAUCUUCAUCUGCCCCCACGGAUGGUACUUCUGGGGUGGAUUCUGUAGGCCAGAACCUCAGAAAGAGAAAGCGACAGAGCAGGCUCAUGAAAGCAAUACAGUCGUUAAAAGUAAUCAAGGAAUCCAAAAAGAAGCAACCGCAGUAAAAGCAACAACAACAAAGAUUGAGAGUUUUUUCUCAACAGACAAACCAGUAAAAUACGCGGCAGAUACUUUCCUAGCUGACAAAUUCGAUCUAAGCAAUUAUGAAUCCACUGAUGACGUUUUUCCACAAAAUGAUGAUUUCGUUAAUUCGUUUGAAAGUGGUGAUUUUUGGUGA